UUUAGGCCCCGCCCCCUUUCCUUGCUUCCAAGUUUUUUAAUGGGAGGGGGCGUUCUUUCUUCCCAUUGGCUGGGAGAGAGCAGCCUGAAAUACAGCCAGCUGAGCAACAGAUACAGAUCUUCGUCCUACUCUGAAAACUUAAGUGCUAUCUGAUGAUGAUUUCUUUUUCUUGCUAUGGAAGAAGAGCACUACAACAGAAGCUUGCAGUUCAUUAACUCAACGUUAUGACUAGAGUGAUUGGGACACUUGGGGAAAAGCACAUCUUCAUAUCCCAGUAGUAGUGCGAAUUUUUUCUGCUCAUAAUGCAACUAGAUGGAAGAAAAUGUUUUUUUAAACAUGUGUGAAGGCCGUUCAUUUCAUGUUCGUUACAGAAUGGAAGCUUCUUGCCUGGAGCUUGCUUUGGAAGGAGAACGGUUGUGUAAAGCAGGAGACUGUCGAGCUGGUGUAUCCUUCUUCGAAGCUGCAGUUCAGGUUGGAACUGAAGACUUAAAAACUCUCAGUGCAAUUUACAGCCAGCUGGGCAAUGCGUACUUCUACUUGCAUGAAUAUGCAAAAGCUUUGGAAUAUCACCACCAUGAUUUAACCCUUGCAAGGACCAUAGGAGACCAACUAGGAGAAGCUAAAGCAAGUGGGAAUUUAGGAAAUACCUUAAAAGUCCUUGGAAAUUACGAAGAAGCAAUUGUCUGCUGUCAAAGACACCUUGACAUUUCCAGAGAUCUAAGUGACAAGGUUGGAGAAGCAAGAGCACUUUACAACCUUGGAAACGUGUAUCACUCCAAGGGUAAAAGUGUAGCUUGUGCAGGUACGCAUGAUCCAGGAGAGUUUCCUGAAGAUGUUAAAGCUGCAUUGCGGAAAGCUGCAGAGUAUUAUGAGGAGAACUUGAAAAUAGUGACAGAACUGGGUGAUAGAGCUGCCCAGGGUCGUGCUUAUGGAAACCUGGGUAAUACUCACUAUCUUCUGGGGAACUUCAGGAGUGCUGUCAUUGCCCAUGAACAGCGACUUUUAAUUGCGAAAGAAUUUGGUGAUAGAGCUGCAGAAAGACGAGCCUACAGUAAUCUUGGAAAUGCUUAUAUUUUCCUUGGUGAAUUUGAAACUGCUGCUGAAUACUACAAGAAGACACUGCAGCUUGCCAGGCAGCUUUCAGACAGAGCUGUAGAAGCGCAGGCUUGUUAUAGUCUUGGAAAUACAUACACCUUACUUCAGGACUAUGAAAAAGCCAUUGAUUAUCAUCUGAAGCACUUGGCAAUUGCUGAAGAACUGAAUGAUAGAAUCGGUGAAGGAAGAGCAUGCUGGAGUUUAGGGAAUGCAUACACAGCCCUGGGGAACCAUGAUCAAGCUAUGCAUUAUGCAGAAAAACACUUAGAUAUUUCAAGGGAGGUGGGAGAUAAAGCUGGAGAACUAACAGCUAAGCUUAACCUCUCAGAUCUCCAGAUGGUGCUUGGUCUAAGCUUUAGCACAAACAAUUCAGUGAUGACAGAAAAUAAUUUUCCAGAUAAUAGCUUCUGUGGCACUAGACCACGGGUAGGACGUCGCCACAGUAUGGAAAACAUGGAGCUUAUGAAGCUAACACCCGAGAAGGUUCAGGACUGGAACAGUGAAAUAUUGGCCAAACAAAAACAACUAGUUUCCAAACCUUCAGCAAAACUACACUUUGUAAAUCGAUUAAAAGGGAAAAAAUACAAAAACAUCACUUCAAAGGUUCUUCAGGAUGCUAGUAAUUCUAUUGAUCAUCGACUAAGUUCGCAAAAGAAAAGUAACUCUGAUGUGCCUGGAGAUGAAGGGUUUUUUGACUUGCUAAGCCGAUUUCAGAGCAACCGAAUGGAUGAUCAGCGGUAUUGUUUCCAAGACAGGAACAGACUAACAGCAACAGUGUCCUCCACACCAUCCAGAACAAUGAAAAAAUCCUUUUCGAUUUCGGUGGUCUCACCCCACACGGAUGAAUUUCUAGAUCUACUUGUUAGCUCUCAGAGUAGACGUCUAGAUGAUCAGCGAGCCAGUGCCAGCAACUUGCCAGGACUUCGUCUUAAUCAACAUAACAGUCAAUCUGUCCUUGGCCGAUUGAUGUCUAGCAGCAACAGUGAACCAGAUGAUGACUUCUUUGACAUCCUAGUAAAAUGCCAGAAUAAAAUGGACAUGAGGGUCACUGAAAUAGAAUGUGACCAGGGUUCUAGACUGGAUGAUCAGAGGUGUGCACCGCCACCAAACAUCAUAAAAGGACCAACUGUACCUGAUGAUGAUUUCUUUAGCCUUAUUUUGAGAUCACAGGGGAAAAGAAUGGAUGAACAGAGAGUGCUUCUACCCUCUGGUUUGAAGAGGCCAAAUUCUACCUAAUGGACCUGGAAACCUUCUCAGAAAGAACAACAGAAAUAUCAAGGGAUUAUGCAGUACUGUAAUAAUUUUUCAUAUGCAGGAAACAAUGCCUUUAAGGGAAAAAAGAAACUGGGAUAUUUAGAAUACUAUGUAAAUUUACAUAGCUUAUGGUACAGUUAUCGCUGCCAGUGCUUAAAAUCAGGUGUUUAAUGUUUGUAAAGAGUCAACUGUAUAGUGUAUUGUCCUGUGUCUCUCUCUCUCUCCUUUUAUCUCUUUUUUCUGUAAAUAUACUUAACUUUGUUUCUUUAUGGCGGUAGCGCUUCAGGUACUUUUAUCACAAGCUUGUGAAAGCUUUCCUGCUGAAAUUAUGUAAUUAAUAAAACUGUAGAAUUAGCUUCCAGGUUUUUCUAUCUUUUUGCAGAGGAUAAAACUUCUACAGUUAACAGUAUUGCUUUUUUUAAAAAAAGAAGAAAAAUAAAUCUUAAUACUGUUUAAACCUGUUUUCUGCGUGUCCAGUUAUUAUGCUGAUGGAAACUGAAAGAUGCCAAUUCAGUUCACAUUAUGGAAGGUGGAUUGCAGUCUUCAUCCAGCCCAUAAUGUACCUUUCCAUUAAUAAGAAUCCUAAAUGGGGUUGAUAAACACCAGUGGUGUUUUUUUUUAAAAGAAAUAAUGUAUUUGUUUCAUUUUUAAAAAUUAAUAUUCAUAUUUUGGACCUAGGCUGUUUUUUUAAAACUACAAUUUGUAAUAUAACAGCAGUUUACAGGGAUGGAAGAUUAUCUUUCUGGUCCUAUUCUGCAAGUGGUGAUGUGUAAGAAUUAUGUACUUGCUGCAUCUCAAAUAUGCCUUGGAUUUCUGUGAGUGCAAAGAUAAGAGAAUUUGGGGAGAUGGAGUAAAUCUGAACAAAAAGUUUGAAUAUAAAUAUGAGGGACCCCAGGUUGGGAUGACCUGAAAAUUGAUCUGGAAAAAAAGAUAAGGUCUUAUGAUGAAACUACAUCUUUGGAUAUGUAUUGUUACAAUAAUAAUGCUUUUACUAAAAAUGGUGAUUAAAUUAAAUCUUAUUAAUGAUUUAAAUUCGUGAUUUAAAUAAAACAGGUUCAACAAAAGUGAUU
Sceloporus undulatus (fence lizard) is the source of this 3419-nucleotide messenger RNA. RefSeq names its product G protein signaling modulator 2 (gene GPSM2). Bases 313 to 2331 code for a protein of 672 amino acids. Lineage: Eukaryota; Metazoa; Chordata; Lepidosauria; Squamata; Phrynosomatidae. Gene Ontology annotation, molecular function: GTPase regulator activity; protein binding. The record is from RefSeq and is a predicted model, not a curated record. The transcript has 16 exons.